UAGAAGUCAGUAGAAGUCUAUGGUGUGUGUUAAGCAUUUAUGAAGAAUCUUGGAUUUAUAUGUAUACCGUUUCCUUGAAAUAAUGUAAAAAUUGAAAAGUUUGUAUAUUAGAUUGCUCGUUAUACUCGCUCUACUUGUUAUUUAUAGUGCAGUGACAUCUCUUAUUAGUCGUCAAGAUGAUGUCUGAUCGGAAGGCGGAGUUAGAAAGGAAGAAGGCAAAGCUGCAAGCUAUUAGGGAAGAGAAAGAGAGACGCAGGAGGGAGAAAGAACAGAAGGAUGUAGAAGAAGCUACUGUUCGUGCCGCUGGCACGGAUAAGGAUCAACGCAAAGAGAUAGAUGCAAUGCUGUCUUCUUUGGGUGUAGCGCCAGUGUCAGAUGUGCUCUCUAGUUUGUCUAGUAUGAGCUCGCUGACGCCUGAACAGAGUGCUAAUGCUACACCAGACGCCAGCUUACAACCAUCUAGUAUAAAUUCUGCUCAGAGUGUAGGACGAAGAAAAAAUCGAGAGCUUACGAUUGUCUCCGUGGCGCACACAAACAUUCCACCAAAAGAACCGGUUGUUUACAGUAAACAAACGCAAACCAUUCAGACUACGCAUACAUCCCACGACGGACUGUCCACAUCGUCCUCUGCAUACACCAUCUACUCCUCCUGUUCAACAACAACACCAACUCACUCUUGCUCCGCAGGCUACUUUGAGACUGACUGGUGGCGUCCCAGGAAAGGUGGGUCUGCACCAAACUACCUAUCUCAUGCAUUCGACUAUUACGACGAGUACAAUCUAAAUCCUGGUUUAGAAUGGGAGGACGAGUUCACAGUUUUGACAUUUGAUGAUGGCCAAGCCGAAGAUGAAGAAAAUAGCCUGCCGCACAUGGACGGUUUCCAGAGUAAACUUCCACCAGGAAUACUCCCCCAUGGAUUACCGCAAGUUAAGGAGGUUCAGCCUGCUGUUACACAGGUAGAGCAAGAGAAAGAGAAAGAGAAGCCUAAAAAAGAAGUACGGGAACUUAGUGAAGAAGAAAAGCAAAUGAUUAUUCUAUCGGAAGAUUUUCAACGAUUCCUCGAUCGCACUAGCAGAAUUGUAGAAAGAGCAUUGAGCGAAUCGGUUGAUAUCUACACCGAUUAUGCUGGCACUAUGGACGGCGAAGAUGGAAUGGAUGAGAAGAGUCAUCAACGACUCUGGCUAAAUCGCUCGUUCAUCUGUGAGCGAUGGUCUCGUAAUCGUUGCGUGACCUCCAUGGAUUGGUCGCCGCAGUUCCCCGAGCUUUUAGCGGCUUCGUACAACAACAACGACGACACUCCGAAUGAUCCUGACGGUGUAUGCCUAAUCUGGAACACUAAAUUCAAGAAAACAACUCCAGAGUUUAUCUUUCACUGUCAGUCACCCGUUAUGUCUACCACAUUCGCCAGAUUCCAUCCAAACUUGAUUCUGGGCGGCACCUACUCUGGUCAAAUCGUAUUAUGGGACAAUCGAGUACAAAAAAGGACUCCCAUACAACGCACCCCCUUAUCUGCCACUGCGCAUACCCAUCCAGUAUACUGCUUGAACGUCGUUGGAACGCAAAACGCACACAAUCUGAUUAGCAUUUCAACAGACGGCAAAUUGUGCUCGUGGAGUCUGGACAUGCUGUCACAACCGCAAGAGGCAUUAGAAUUACACACAAAGCAAUCGAAAGCGAUCGCCGCUACGUGUUUGGCUUUUCCGCACGGCGAUGUUAACAAUUUCGUCAUGGGAAGUGAGGACGGAACUGUUUACUCGGCCUGCCGGCACGGUAGCCGUGCUGGGUUGACGGAAACAUACGAGGGUCAUCAGGGACCAGUCACUGGCAUUAGCGCACACGCGGUGCAAGGCGGUAUAGACUUUUCCCAUCUAUUUCUGACAUCCUCUCUUGACUGGACUAUCAAACUCUGGAGUUUGAAAGAGAACAAGCCACUCUAUUCUUUCGAGCAUAACGGCGACUACGUUUAUGACGUUGCUUGGUCUCCAACACAUCCGGCGCUGUUCGCUGCUGUUGACGAUUCGGGCAGAUUGGAUUUGUGGAAUUUGAAUCAGGAUACGGAGGUACCCACCGCUAGCGUCGUUGUCGACGGAUGUCCUGCUCUGAACAGGGUAUCAUGGACGCCAAGCGGAUUGCAUGUCACUGUCGGAGACGAUACUGGUAAAAUAUGGGUAUAUGACGUCGCUGAGCAUCUAGCUCAUCCAAGAAUUGAUGAAUGGAACAAAUUCUUGUAUACGCAACAGGAUCUGAAGAAUAAUAAAGCGGAUGAAGAAUUGGAUAAGCUUAACCUUAGUUCUGGACCGUCUUCGUUAACAUCUAUGACAUCUAUUUCAUCAGUUCCUCUUAGAUAA
This is a messenger RNA of Atta colombica, 2348 nucleotides long. RefSeq names its product cytoplasmic dynein 1 intermediate chain-like (gene sw). Bases 177 to 2348 code for a protein of 723 amino acids. Gene Ontology annotation, cellular component: cytoplasmic dynein complex. The record is from RefSeq and is a predicted model, not a curated record. Lineage: Eukaryota; Metazoa; Arthropoda; Insecta; Hymenoptera; Formicidae. Gene Ontology annotation, molecular function: dynein light chain binding; dynein heavy chain binding. The transcript is spliced from 14 exons. Gene Ontology annotation, biological process: transport along microtubule.